CUUCAUUUGCAAACCGCCAAAUAAAAACCACAGAAGAAGAAGCUUGUGUACAGGAUAUAUUCUGCACUACAAACAGGAAUGGAUAAAGUCUUAACCUGUUUCAACAAGCGCCUCAUCUGUUUUCCCUGGGCAGGUGGAGGCUCUAUCCAUUAUGCUCGCUGGGCCAAAACUCUCAACAGCUCUAUUGAAGUGUACUCAGUUCGACUGCCAGGCAGAGAAGGAAGAGCUAAGGAACCAUUUUUUCUAAAUAUGCAGGAAAUCAUUGAUGAGAUCAUCGGUGUGCUUCUUCCACAUCUCAGAGAAAAGCCAUUUGCACUCUUUGGACAUAGUUUUGGAGCUAUGACCUGCUUUGCUUUUGCCGAACAUGUAAAGAAGGUCUACAACCUUGAGCCAAUCCACAUGUUUCUCUCUGGAGCCUCUGCACCAUAUUUAACAAGCCAUAUGAGGACCUAUGGACCCUUCGAGUGGCUAUUACGCGUUGCUGUGAGGUCUUUAAGGUGUUCUAGAUGA
Messenger RNA from Sinocyclocheilus rhinocerous, 510 nucleotides. Its product is annotated as S-acyl fatty acid synthase thioesterase, medium chain-like. Lineage: Eukaryota; Metazoa; Chordata; Actinopteri; Cypriniformes; Cyprinidae. Bases 79 to 510 code for a protein of 143 amino acids. Gene Ontology annotation, biological process: lipid biosynthetic process. The transcript has 5 exons. The record is from RefSeq and is a predicted model, not a curated record.